Messenger RNA from Mercurialis annua (annual mercury), 1593 nucleotides. RefSeq names its product probable terpene synthase 6. The transcript has 7 exons. Gene Ontology annotation, biological process: diterpenoid biosynthetic process. Gene Ontology annotation, molecular function: terpene synthase activity; magnesium ion binding. The record is from RefSeq and is a predicted model, not a curated record. Lineage: Eukaryota; Viridiplantae; Streptophyta; Magnoliopsida; Malpighiales; Euphorbiaceae. The coding region runs from base 1 to 1593 and encodes 530 amino acids.
AUGCUUAUGACCACCUCAAAGGAUCUACUCGAAAAUAUUGUAUUGAUCAACUUAUUAUGCCGCCUUGGCCUAUCAUACUUUGAAAAUGAAAUUGACGACCACUUAUCUCAUAUUUUCAACCACAAUUAUCUCUCUGAUGAUUUUGAUAAUGGCUACGAUCUCUACAAUAUGUCAAUAUUAUUUCAAAUUUUACAACAACAUGGAUAUAAUAUAUCUUGCGAUGUGUUCAAGAAAUUCAAAGAUAGUGAUGGAAAUUUCAACAAAAAAAUAACCAACGACUCAAGAGGCAUGGUGAGCCUAUAUGAAGCCACUUUUCUGGGCAUGCAUGGAGAAGAAUAUAUUCUUGAUGAAGCACGUUCUUUCGCAAGGCCAAUAUUGGAGUCCAUGGCCAUGGAAUCAAACUCUCAUCUUGCACAAUACAUUAAGAAUGCCUUGAGAACUCCAUUCCACAGAGGACUGCCAAGACUAGAGGCUAGGAAAUACAUCAGUUUCUACGAACAAGAAGAGGCUCGUAAUGAAACUUUACUCAAGUUCGCAAAUCUAAAUUUUAAUCAAGUUCAAUUCAUGCACCGGCAAGAGAUAGAAGUUCUUUUAAGGUGGUGGGAAGAUAUAAAUCUUGAGAACGAGUUAACUUACGAUAGAUGGGACAGAAUUAUGGAGGGAUAUCUGGUAGGAGUUGGGGCACAUUUUGAACCUCAAUUUUCUCAUUCUCGCAAACUCCUUGUCAAACUCGUACUGCUUUUAUCACUUUUAGAUGAUACAUAUGAUACCCAUGGUACUAUGGAAGAACUGCAAUUCCUGACCGAUGCAUUUGAGAGGUUCGACAAGGAUGCCAUUGAUGAUAUACCAUCAAAGAAUACCAAGAUUGUUUAUAGGGAACUAUUUAAUUUCUUUGAGGAUAUUGAGAGGGAUGCUAUCAAGAAAGGGAGAUCUUAUAGUGUUCGUCACACAAAGGAGAAAUUCCAGCAACUGGUGCGAUCCUACCAUCUUGAAGCGCAAUGGUAUUAUGGUCAAUAUUUGCCAUCCUUCAAUGAGUAUAUGCAUAACGCGUUGAUCUCAAGCAGUUUUGCUCUACUUACACCAAUGGUCUUGAUUGGAAUGGAGAAACAUGCAUGUGUCAAAGAAUUUGAAUGGUUAGAAACAAAUCCUAAAAUUGUCCAGGCUUCAAAAGUACCGGCUCGUCUUUUAAAUGACAUAGUUGCACGCGAGGAAUUUGGAUUGUCAAAAGAGGAGGCGAUUGAGCAGAUGAAAAAGAUGGUGGAAGAUGCAUGGAAAGAUAUGAAUGAAGAAAUCAUAAAGCUUAAUUUCAUAGCAAUGCCUGUUCUGACGACUAGUCUAAACCUCAGUCGGGUAAUGGAUAUAGUUUACCUUGAUUGUCAAGACGGAUACACCAAUUCAUUAAAUUCCAAAAAUGAAGUCCACCAAUUGUUCUUUGAACAACUACCUUUUUUCAAAGUUGAUAGUUGCGCAACAGAAAUUGAGCGUGGGGAUGCACGAAGUGAAGCAUGCGAUCGCACGCCACUUCAUGUGACAACUGAAGUUCGCACGAUAGGAACAUGUAUGUCUAUACGUUUUGGACCAGAUGAUGGGUAA